UGUUGUUAUUACCUUGAUCGCUCACACGACUCAAUGACAAGAUCUGAUUGAAGAGGAUGCGUGCUUUUUCCCCACGCUAGCCAUCGUAGUGUAUGUCUUCCCGUUGGUCUUGAUGCAGCUAGAUUCGCAGUCUCCCAGUACAAGUGUACAUCCAGUUUUUGCACAACUCAGAGUUCGUCACAUCUGAGAAAUCUGCAAUAUCAUGCCUUCUAUGACAUUUUGCUUCCACAUUGCGCCAUCUUUGCUAAGAACUUGAUUUCAGAUACUCGCUGGUUCGCUCGUCAGACGCUAGGUCGCUGCCGCUGCUGCGCUCCGGUCGACGACGACGUUGUUGCGUUCAGAGAGAGGCAGAGCAGAAGAAGAGAGGCCGUGCAAGUGCUCAGCAUCUAUGAUUUUCUUCAUCCCAUCCAGCAUCGGAAGGGACACGAGUGCAAGAAGUCUCAUGCCCAGCACGCACACGAGUUGUGACACUACGACAGGAUGAUAAGUUUUCUUCGGGAGAACCGGCUUUCGGACAGAGGACAGUGACUCCUGUAGGCACGGUUACAUUUCGCUCGCGCAUGCCAAGUAGCAAAUGUUUCUUACUCUGUGAGAGUGGAGGAGAGAACGGAAGGUGCAGGUGCGUCAUCUUCAGUCACGCUGCUGAACUGGCGACACGGGAAAUGGACUCUGCACACGAGGAAGCGAAGCUUCCCUCCGCCAUCCAGGACCUUCUACAGCUUCUGGAAGGACAAGGCGAGCCUAUAACGGAGCUUCCCGAGUUUCCCAGGCGUGCAUCACUCUCGACAAUCAUAGGGACGCAAAGCCAAGUGCGUCUUCGAGUGCUGGAGGCAAUCGGCAGCUGCAAAACCCUUGAGAUUCUGGACGUGCGCCAUAUUUGUGGGGGAGAUAUAUCGAUGUUGACGGCAAGCGAGUGGGAGCUAGUUUUCAGAGGUUUCAGGUCUAGCACCGUUCUUAAAAAGAUAAACGUUGAUUAUCGGUCAAGGGAUUCAGAUGAUGCGGAAAACGAGAGCUUUUGUUUCCAGCUGGGGAGAAUUCUGAAUUCCUCUAGCGUAACAGAGUUAUCAGUGUGCAACUUAUUGAGUGCCAGAGGUUUCUUGAAUCUCGCCUCAGGACUGCGAGGACAUCCCGAUUCUAAACUCAAGUCUUUAGAUUUAUUGAAUGUGUGGGAGGACUCGAGUGCGGUGAAGUAUAUGGUUGACAUGAUCAAUAGUGCUCCUCAAUUAGAAACGUUGCGUUUAGGCCAUUGGGACGACAUGGAGGACGAAACCGUUGGAAUCCUGUCCCAGGCUUUGAUCCAGAGCUCUUCUUUGAAAGAAUUGACCUUAGAAGCCGCGGGGAAGUGGGGAGGGCCCUUGUUGCUGAAAGCAUUGGCCGGAGCCGAUCGCAACCGAUCCAUUGAACGUCUUCGGCUAAGGGAUAUGGUUGGACUCGUAGACUACUUAAGGGAACUUCUUAUUUCCAACCCAUCAUUGAAGGAAGUGCAGUUCCACACAUUCGAUAUGCGUCCUGAGCAAUUCCACCAGCUCGGCGAAGCCAUACGUGACAAUGCCAUAGCGACAACUAUACUUGUUCUCGCUAUGUCUGGCUUCAGAUAUGAUGACUGGAAGUCAAUAGAAGCUCUUGCUUGUUCUUCUAGCUCCGAUGUCAAGGACCCCACAGUGGAGCUUCAUCUCGAAUCAGCUUCGAGUGACCAACACUGGAUGUUAUCAUUAAACCUAUUGGGUAGGGUACUGCGCGGGGAAAUCAGAUCUCUAAAAUCUCUGAGAAUACUUGCGGGUGGUAAAGAAGUUAUCACGUUCAGUACAUUCUCUAUGAAUGGGGAAAUUGGAGAAACUUCAGUCCUGAAGAGACUGGAAUUAUCUGUUCGAAGCGAAGAUCUUUCGGAGGCAGUAUGGGAGGACAUGCUUCGGUGCAUGCGAGGGAACCACCUCACUCACUUGGAUUUGUCUGACUCCGAACUCAACGAGGAGGCGUUCAGGGACGUGAUGGGGGUCUUGCAAGUGAACUUGGCUCUCCAGGAAAUCUACGUCUCACGAACAUCAUGGGCAAGGGACGGAAAGGCGGCGCAGAUUCAAGAGGCCCUGAGGCAAAAUCAGAAGCGGGCCGUCUACAUGUCAGUGUUCCGAGAAGCCAACUUAACAUUUGGAGAUGCAAAAGCUGGUCGACUCUUCUUAUGCGGCUCUCCUAAAGCAGGAAAAACUCAAUUGCGUAAAACCCUGAUGAGGAUAAAUCAUAGCUGGCUACACAGAAGCAGACUCUUCAAUAAAUGGAACAUAUUGAGGAGGACCAGAGGCAUUGAAGUGGAGUUUUUGCAAAACAAUGACAAAAUGCAAAUCUCAGUUUGGGAUCUUGCAGGACAAUGGAUGUUUCGUACCCUUCAAAAUGUGCUCUUUUCUCAAACCAACAAUUUCUGUGUUUUUCUUUUUGUGUAUAGCCCUUUUUGUGAGGAAACAUCUUCAAACAAACCAGAUUCUUGUUUUGAAACCGAGUUAGAGGAUUGGUUGAGUUUCAUCACAUCUAGCAUUAAAGUCACAGGACGUGAUCUUCCCCAAGUUUUUGUUGUCAUUUCACACAAAGAUAAAGCCAGAUACAGCUCUCUGAGUUGGGCUCAGUCCAUAUUUGAAAAACUCACCCAAAGAUUCGCAAACUUUGUGGAUCUCCGCCCUGUUCAAGAGUGGUUCCAUGUGGAUGCUCGAAGUAAAAAACAAGUUAUUCCUCUCAACAAUCACAUUUUUGAGAAUUUUAACAAGUUGUUGAGAGAAAAAUCCCCACAGGUUCCAAAAUUGUGUUCUCAACUCACCUCCCUCUUAGUUAUAGAAACCAAGAAGAAGAGAAGUUUUCCUCUGUGGCCAUCCCAAUUUUUUUAUGAAUUCUGUGCUCCCAGCUUGACACAAUUCAUUCCGUCAUCUUAUGCUCACUCUGUUGAUCAUUCAAGGAUAAUGGAGUCUAUCAUAUCCUACUUGAAUGACAUUGGAUACAUCAUUUACAUUCCCAACCUUAAUUACAUCAUUGUAAAUCCCAAUUGGCUCACCAAUACCUUCUUGGGUGAGCUCAUAGCUCUGGGUCAAGACUUUCAAGCUCAAGAGUCAAAGUCUUCUAUUAGAACAAGCUCAUACUCAAGCAUGGACGGAUUUGUGAGUGAGAGUGUCUUUGCUCGAUUGAUAGAAGAGUUUCUAGAAAAACAACCACAUGGACAGAGAGGUGUGGAAAGAGAGGAGCUUGAAAACAUCCUUGUCAAUUUAGAUUUGUGUUUCAAGCUCGAAGAUACUUCUCAGUAUUUCAUUCCUUCCUUCAUCCCUGAGCAUGCAAGCAAGGAAGACCAGAAGCAUCAAGAAGAGGCGCACUUGGAGUCGAUGUAUUGGGAAAAUAGGAGUGAGACUUCACAGUUUGUCGGCAUUCGGAUUCAGUGCCAAGAUGAAAGAACAAUGUCACUGACUGCUGCGUUUUUUCCACGCUUCCAGAUGUUCAUGAGACGCAAGUUGAAAUCCGAGAUGCAUGUUUCCGAGGAGAAUAUGACUUGCUCUCGACAUUAUCAGCGAAUUUUCCUUGACGGACAUCAGAUAUAUAUCGAGCAUGUUCAGAGUGAAAAGUCGCACAAAUACAUAGAUGUUCUAAUGUUAUGCUCGAGGCAUAAGUCAAGGGAAGUGGCUACUAAAUAUGUGAUGAGGCAUAUCGUCCAGGAGUUGAUAUCAUUUAGCGCAUCACCAAAAGGCUGUCCCGGGGUGGCAUUGGUGCUAGGUGUGAUCCAAACAUUUUGCGUGGAGAUGCUGAUUCCGAGUCAUCUCAGAGGAGCCAUUCUUGUCGAGAAGUUGAAAUCGGACUUCAUUUGUAGCAUCAAUGACAAACUUGAGGGAAUGCCAUUGGAAAGGUUGCAGUUGAUGGAGAAGAAAGAGUUGUUUGAUUAUGAGCAUUGUUGGCGCCCCAUUAAAAGUCACACAGGUGGAAGAUCCGAACGAGCUAGAGAUUUGUUGUGGGAGAGCGAUGUGGAAGCAGCUGUGAAUGAGAUUCGACAGAAACGAAUUGAAGAAUUGAAGUCAUUGCAGGAAGGUCUAAUUAGCGUGGACAAUGAUUUGGCUCAGUGUUAUCCUGAAGCUGAAAGCAUGGAUAGCAACUCGAAUUUCCCCCAAAUGAAAGACCGCAAACCACUCACAUCCAGGUGCUUGAGUCGUGCCAGCACAAGUGUGGAGAAUGCAAGUGUGGAGACUCAACUUGUUUUGUUCAAGAUGGACCAGCUAGAAGAAAAGCUAGUACAAAAGGUUGAUGGUUUGGACGAGAGGUUGAGAUCAGUGCAUAGCAUUCUGCAGAGAAUGGAGAUGAAGAUGGAACAGAUACUCUCUUUGCAUCAAGAACUGCAGUCAAUGCUGAGUGCAUUUGUGUUUAAAGUGGACAGAAUAAUUCAGUAUUCUGAUUCGCUUGAACAGGCCAGAAUGCCCAAGCGACCUUACGUUACGACCGAUGUUGGCCUCUUCUAUAGAAUGAGUGCGCUUCUGCAUGAUGGGACAACCGUUAGAUUACAAUUGAUGUGUGAGUCAGUGACUGGGAUUCACACUAUUAAAGAUCAAGAGGGUUUGAAGAUUCGCUUGGACCGGGAGAAUAGCUCGUGCAUUCGGAAAACUAUCGAAAUUUCAUACAAAGUCAUGUAUUAUGCUGUGAAAGCUGGACUGGAUAAGACACUCAAUUUGGGCCAAGCAAUUCCGGACUGGGAAGAUUUAAAAUCUGAUAUUGUUCAACUAGACGGUAUUAGUGAUGAUGAUCAUAGGGCAUUUCUAAAAGGUGGGGAAAGCAAGGAGCUACAAGAAGCAUGGUUGAGGAUUCAUCAAACUCUUGCGCCUCAGCUUCAAAAUCGCUAUUCCAAAAUCUUCAAGUUGUAUCAGGUGAAAUACGUGAGUUCAGAAAAAGGUGGGCAUGCAUGGGUGUGCGAGAAAUGCAUGAAUAAAGGACUUCGUUGUGGAAUUUUGACAUGUUAGGAUUUUGAAGAGGUUAGAAUGCCAAUAUGCAAUUGACAAGCAUAUGUUUAGACCCUCAUGCAAUA
Molecule: messenger RNA, 5035 nt
Organism: Marchantia polymorpha subsp. ruderalis
Lineage: Eukaryota; Viridiplantae; Streptophyta; Marchantiopsida; Marchantiales; Marchantiaceae
Source: the annotation of a GenBank genome assembly